Molecule: messenger RNA, 2238 nt
Organism: Osmia bicornis bicornis
Lineage: Eukaryota; Metazoa; Arthropoda; Insecta; Hymenoptera; Megachilidae
Exons: 5
Coding region: 1-2238 (745 amino acids)
Biological process (GO): DNA transposition; DNA integration
Cellular component (GO): nucleus
Molecular function (GO): DNA binding
Source: RefSeq, a predicted model, not a curated record
AUGGGUCGUGCAAAACAAUUAAACUGUACAGAAAUUGGAAAAGUUCAGGCGUUAAAAGUAGAAGGUGAAAAUUACGGUAAAUUGUACAAAGGCAGAACUAAAGAAGCUUUAUCGCCAAGAGACAAAAGGUCGAUUUUGCGUAAUGCAUCAAAUUCCACUUCUAGUGCUAGGCAGAUUGCUGAAAAAGCUAAUGUUUCAGCUAGUAUACGAACUGUACAACGGUAUUUGAAAAAGGUACCUACUAUUCAAAGAAAAUGUUUGAAGAAAAAACCAUGUUUGAAGGACCACCAUAAAAAGAAUAGGCUCGAGUUUGCUAGAAUACAUAUGAAUUGGACGACACAAUGGCAAAAAUUGAUAAAUAUGCCCCGAACAAAUAAAAAAACUACAUUUACAAAGAAAAAAGAAAAAACGGAGACAGUGAAGAGGGAAAAAUGUAAAAAUAAAUACUUACGAUUUACCGAAAACGAUUUAAUAAAUGCAUUACAAGCUGUAAAGAAUGGAAUGCCCAUAAGAGUUGCGAGUAAGCAGUUCAAAGUGCCUUACUCUACAGUCAGAGCUAAACACAAGGGCAUAUAUGUUAUUGGAAAGAGAAGUGGCCCUCCAACAAUUUUAAGUAAAGAGGAAGAAAGUAUGCUUGUGGAUUGGAUCCUUUCAAUUGCUAACAAAGGUUUCCCUUUUACUAAAGAUGUCUUGUUGGAUAGUGUACAACUGUUAAUAAAAAAAAUGAAUAGACAGAAUCCAUUCACUAAUGGAAGGCCAGGCAGGCAUUGGUUUGAAGCCUUUAUGAAACGCCACCCCCAGCUUUCAUUAAGAACACCCCAGAAUUUAUGUGAAAGACGUGGUCAGGUGUCUGAGGGAAAAAUACGGGAGUGGUUUAAACAAAUUGAAGAUUAUCUUAAAUCAAACAAUCUGCUUGAUAUUGACUCAUCUAGGAUUUUUAAUUGUGAUGAAUCAGCUUUUUUUUUAAACCCAAAAGGCAAUAAAGUUAUCACAAAUAAAAAAUCUAAAGGGAUUUAUAAUUUAGUUGGUGCAAAUGAUAAGGAGUGUAUAACAACAUUGAUUACAGGUAAUGCAGCAGGUGAGCUAUUACCACCAAUGAUUAUGUUUUCAUACCAAAGGCUACCAUCAAGCAUCAUUGAUAAAGUGCCUCCAGAUUGGAGUGUAGGAAAAUCUGACAAUGGCUGGAUGACUGGAGAGUCAUUUUAUGAAUACAUGACCAAUGUAUUCUACCCAUGGUGCAUUAAAAAUGAAAUUAAAUUUCCUAUAAUCAUGUACCUAGAUGGACACUCAUCACAUGCUACAAUGGCACUAAGUGACUUUUGUGUAGAACAUGAAAUAGAAAUUAUUUCAUUAUAUCCUAAUUCCACCCACAUUACCCAACCAAUGGAUGUUGCGUUAUUCCGUCCAUUGAAGGAAGCCUGGAAAAGAACCGUCACAGACUGGAGAAUGCAAAAUGGUGGCAAAGCUGUAGAAAAACAAAACUUUGCACCUGUUCUACAAACUGCUUUGCAUUCUCUUAAUGUUAAAAAUAUUCUAACACAGGGCUUUAUUGCUUGUGGACUUGCACCGCUUUCUGCAGAUGCUGUCAACUAUGAAAAAUUAUUGAAUCACGAUCAACUCUUGCAGCAGAAAAAUCUUACAAAUAUGAACAGUUCCACAAGCUCCCACAAUAACUAUGAAUGCACUUUAACAUUUAUAGAAGAUUACAUAGAUGAUAAAACAGUGCAACUUUUUAAAGUAGCUGAAGGCAGAGAUGGAAAAUGGUAUGGAGAAGAAAAAUAUGAAGUACUAUUUUCAAUCUGGCUGGAAUGCAGAAAACUUAUGUUAAAUAAGAGUGCGGGAAUGAUAGAGAAGAGAAGCAUUGAAAUGUCUUCGGCAGAUACAAUUUCUAAUCAUGAAAUAGUUAAUAUUGAAUUUAUUAACGAUAAACAGGCAGGUAGUAGCAAGUGUGAUGGAAACAUCAUAGAUAAUAAUUUAGAACACUUAGAUUUAAGUUCUAUUAGUGAGGAUAUAUUAGAAAAUAAUUUAGACAUAAGCAAAUAUGAAAUAGUUUCAUAUGACUCAACUAAGAUUUACACAUCCGCACAAAUUACACAAUUAAACCAAAUAAAAUCUAAAAAUAAUUCAGAUAUAGCAGAGCAGCCAGACAUUUUAUCACACGACGUGAUAGUUUAUUAUAAUAGUGAAGUAACCGAUGAAAUUGCAUGUCCAAAUAAACAUGGUAAGUAUUUAAAAUAA